UUCUCAUUCAGUUCUUAACACUCGCCGGAUAAACAACAGUUUGGCGCUUGUUCGCGUUCACUUCCCGUCGCGUUCAGAGAGAAUACACUACUACUGCUGCUGCUAGUGUGUGUGCGUGCGUGUGAACUGUGCGAAAAGAAGCAAUAUAAACCUUUUGUGCGCGCGACGCAAUUAUCUGACAGCACUUGAAAGUAUGCUACACAAAUUUGUUUCAACUUGUUACUGCAACAAUAACAACAACCAAAACAACGGCAACCAUCCCACGCAAUUUAUCAUAUAGACUGCGUAGCAAGCAAGAGCGAGACAGCAACACGGCGCAACCAGCAGCGAGAAACAACAACAACAAGCAGAAAUCAGGAAACCAGGAAACGAACUGGAAUAUAUAGAAAAUUCUACAACAAACUACAACAACAAAGCAGUAAAGCUGUUACUCCUAAAGGUAAACGGAGCCACCGACGGCACUUACAACAUAAAGAUGGCGUCCUCACCGACACCAUCUCUGGACUCGAUGCGGGGCGGGGCGAACUCGAUUGAAUCGUACGAACACGCCGGCUAUCUAUCAGACUCUCCGCUCACGUUGAGCGGUUCAUCGCCACCGGCAAGCGAUUCGGCAAUCUGCAGUGAUGAGUACACGGGCGGCAGCAGCGUUAAAUCACGCUCUGAGGUGACUGUAAUCAAUGGCCAUCAUCCCAUUUCGGCCUCCGUAUCGUCCAGCUCUUCGGCCAGCUCUUCAUCCUGCUCGUCGUCAUCGUCCUCAUCCUCGUCUUCGUCAUCGUCCAGCUCCUCGACCAGCGGCCUCAGCGGUUGCGGCAGUACCAGCAGCAGUGUGAUCAGCGCCAACAACGUUGCGAGCAGCAAUGGACCAGGCGUUAUCGGCAGCAAUCUUCAGUCCUCAAACAAUGGCGGCAACUCGGGCAUCAGCAGUCUGGUCGUGGGUGCGGGCAAGGGAAGCAACAGCAGCAGCAACAGCUCCUCGAGCAACACAUCCGCCAAUGGAUCUCCGCCACGUUGCACCGCCUGCAAGAGCAAGUGCAGCGAUGCGGUGGCCAAGUGCUUCGAAUGCCAGAGCUACCUGUGCGCCAAUUGUGUAACUGCUCAUGAGUUCAUGCACUGCUUCAACGGACACAAUGUGUGCCUGAUUAAGGGUUUUGAGGCGAGCACCACUGGCACUCCGCUGUCGGUUGGAUCGCCUAGCAACAAUCCGGCGUCGAAUGAGUUCAAGUACGCCAGUUCGCUGACCAUGAUGCUGCAGCAGCAGCAACAGCUCGACUCGCAACAACAGCAACAGCAGCAACAAUUGCUGCCGGCGCAGCCUAUGUCGCAACUCUCGAAGAUUGUACUGGCAGCCGCCGCGCAGGCAAAUUCCCAGGAGCAACAGCGAGAGGAUAGCAUCUAUGGUUCACUGCACCCACAACAACAACAACAGCAGCAGCAACAGCAGCAGCGACAACUCUUCUGCCCCCGACACAAACAGGAGCUGCUCAAGUUCAGUUGCCGCACCUGCUGCAUCCUGGUGUGCAAGGAGUGCAUUGUACUGGAGCACUCCACAGGUCUCCACGAACUGGAGAACGUGCAGUCCCCCGGAAUGACAACCUCUACGGGAUCCACAGCCAACGAGUCAGCUUUGCAGACUCUGCUCGCCGAUAUGCGUGGCAAAAUUGGCGAGAUUGUCGGCAUUGCUGGAAACUCGGACCAGAAUCUCACCAAGGUGAAGCUGCAGUACCAAAAGGCUCACAACGAGCUGAACGAGACGCACCAGUUCUUCGCUUCCAUGCUGGACGAGCGCAAGACCGAAUUGCUCAAGGAACUGGAGACGCUGUACACGGCCAAGGUUAACAGCAACAAUUCGUGGCAGCAACGCUCCCGCGACUUGAUCGACAAGGGACUGGCCACCUGCGAGGCGGUCGAGCGGAGUCCUGCUCCGCCAUCAUCCUUGCUGACAGAGGCCCUUCUCCUGCGCAAAUCCCUGGAGCAACAACUACAGACGGGCAUUCAGGAGAUGCAGCUACCAUUCGAGAUCGAAUUUAUGUCCAACUAUCAGUCGAUUCAGGCCGGCGUGCGCAACACCUUUGGUUACAUUCGGGCAAACAGCUCAGAUGGUGGACCUACUGGCAUGAGCCUGACGAGCAAUGGCCACGGAAAGCAGCCGCCAAUUGCCCGACCAACACAGAGCGCCAGCAACAGCAGUGCGAGCAGCGCGGGCAGUGGUCACCAUGGCCACCACCAACAGUCACACCAUCAUGGCCACCACAAUCAUCACCAGACGGCCCAUCAUCAACAGCUGCAGGCGCAAUCGUCGCUGCAUGGCUUGGGUCUUGGAUUGAGUGGCGCCAGUUUGUUGGAUAGCAGCUCUAGCGCAGGCGGAGCAGUGGGAGCCUUCAGCAACGGAGGACUUCUGCUGGGCGGUCGCGAUCGGAACGCUCUGGCAGUGGAACAGCAUUUCGGUGAGCUGAUGCCCAAGCGAGGAGGAGGUGGCUACACGGGCAGCAAUGGAUCGGCCACCAGUGCCGUGGCCCACUACAAUCCCUACGAGAAGUGGAGCAACGGCGGUAGCGACAAUCUGUUUUCAUCGGUGACAAGCGGCGUGUCCGGUAGCUCUGCAGUGGCCGAUGCAUUUGCCAGCCUGUCUGCUGUUGGAGGAUCCGUGGUUAGUGGCGCUGGAGCUGGCGGAAGUACUGUGAGCUCAGAGUCGUUGCUGGACCUCACCAACAAGCUGCUUUCGGCCACUAUCUAUCCGCCCAAGUCGCAGAUCAAGCGACAGAAGAUGAUUUACCACUGCAAGUUUGGCGAAUUCGGCGUGAUGGAGGGCCAGUUCACGGAGCCCAGCGGUGUGGCGGUAAAUGCCCAGAAUGACAUCAUUGUUGCGGAUACGAACAACCAUCGCAUUCAGAUCUUCGACAAGGAGGGACGCUUCAAGUUCCAGUUUGGCGAGUGCGGCAAGCGUGACUCGCAGCUGCUCUAUCCGAACCGCGUGGCCGUGGUGCGCAAUUCCGGCGAUAUUAUUGUCACCGAGCGCUCGCCCACACACCAGAUACAGAUCUACAAUCAGUACGGCCAGUUUGUGAGGAAAUUCGGGGCCACCAUUCUGCAGCAUCCUCGCGGCGUGACCGUGGACAACAAGGGACGGAUCAUUGUGGUGGAAUGCAAGGUGAUGCGUGUGAUCAUCUUUGAUCAGAACGGCAAUGUGCUGCACAAGUUCGGGUGCUCUAAGCACCUCGAGUUCCCCAACGGCGUGGUGGUCAACGACAAGCAGGAGAUCUUCAUCAGCGACAAUCGGGCGCACUGUGUCAAGGUGUUCAACUACGAGGGCCAGUAUCUGCGGCAGAUUGGCGGCGAGGGUAUUACCAACUACCCAAUUGGCGUCGGGAUCAACUCGAACGGGGAGAUCCUCAUCGCGGACAACCACAACAACUUCAACCUGACGAUCUUCACGCAGGACGGGCAGCUGAUCUCGGCGCUCGAGUCGAAGGUGAAGCACGCGCAGUGCUUCGAUGUGGCGCUCAUGGACGACGGCAGUGUGGUGCUGGCCAGCAAGGACUAUCGGCUCUACAUAUAUCGCUAUGUCCAACUGGCGCCAGUGGGUAUGUAAACACACAGACACACACACUCCAUGGAUGUGAGUCCGGAAAGGAGGAGGAUCUGUGGUCCGGCACUCACUACUUCUAUAGGCUAAGUUCUCAAUAGUCUGACUUGCUCGGUCUCUCCAGCUCUAAUUCUAAAUCUACACAAUCGAAGUUGAAAUCGAAAUCUAUAAGAUCCCUACUAUCUCCCCCGAUCUGUCAUCUCUCAUAGCCUUAGACUUUGCUCGCUAUGUAAUAACACACACGCACACUGUUGGAAUGAUUUUUAUUAUCUUUUAAAUUAUUGUUGAAUUUUGUUUUAUUUUUUUUAUAUAUAUUUACACUGUUAAGCUUAGUUUUUAUUUGUGCGUACUUGUUUAUGAUAAAUAUAUAUUAUGUGUAUUCAUGUUCAUGUUCAAAUCGGAUAGUGCCGCCGCCUCUCUAUAUCUUUGCACACUUCUCACUUCAAACCCUCGUAUCUCUAUCUCGCGUGCAAGUCGUAUUUUCAACAAACACAAGCAAACAACCGAAACAAACAAAAAAAAUGACACUUUUUAACUAUAUAUAGUAGAUACCAGAAGAAAUCCCUCCACUUUUUUUAUGUUCGUUGCCGACUGCAAGGAAAAAAAAGGAAAAAAAUUAUGAAAAAAAGAAGUUGGUAUAAAAUAAACUUAACAAAUAACCGCCAACAAAAUGGAGCCGCGUAUCGAGCAUUAAUUAAUUAAUAAUUGAUUGUAAUUUUUAGAUAUAUGAUUGCGCAAAUUGUUUGUUAUUAUUAUUUUUGAUUGCAUAAACAUUUGAUACAUUAUAUAUUAUAUAGCUGUUUUUUACGUUUAUAAAUUAUUUUUGAUUAUACCACUUAUUGAUUACUGAUUAUUUAUAUUUAUAUACAUUAAUUAAUUAUCCUCUAAGACAUGUUUGCUACUUUUAUACGAAAUCAACCGAACCCAAAACCGAACCGCGACACAAACAACAAUUCACAAUUUUUAUACUCGCUUAGAAUUUAUGUUUUCCAUUGUUUUAUUGUAACCACGACAGCGGAAAGAAAAGAUGGAAUUACCUACCUACACCGUAAUAAUAAUGCAGACAAAAACCCACUGGCGAUUCUUUAAUUUAAUUUAAACAAAAACAACUGAACGCACUGAGAAUAGUUGAAAUUUUUGUUCUUGAUUGUUGAACUAUUUUUUGUUUAGGCAUUUAUAUUUUAAAAUAAUUUCUUCGUUCGCAAGGAAGACGGACGAAUUUGUUGUUUUGCCCCAAAAUAUAUUACUAUAUUAUAUGCGAAAAUUAUUUGUUGUCAAAUUGAAUUUAAAUAAACAUGGAAAAAUGUGUAUAUCAAACGAAAACAAGGCGAUAUUUAUGUGCACCAAGUUAGUUAGUGGUAACUUCGAGUGCGAAUUCAAAGUAUCUUGAGGAUGUGUGUGCAUAGAUCUAAUUGAGUAUUUAAAAGUAACAUUUAACUAAAAGUUGGCAAUCAGCGCAGAAGACUUGAAACAUUUAUAACUAUUAUAAUUAUACAAUUAAAGUAUGUCUAUUAAUAUACGAUAAACACUUAAAUCAGUAAAUCAAAAAUCUCAAAUAAUUGAAUAGUUAUAAAGAGAAACCGCGAAUAGGGAAACAACAUCCCAGCCAAGCCAGACCAAUCGCCCACUUAUGUUUACUUCCUUGACAGAAAUAGGGACUAAAUACGAAAGCCACACGGUGGGCAACAAUCAGGAUAUGGUACUCGAAGGAAUCGUCACAUAUCCUCUUGAUCUGUUGCGCACCGUGUGCACAUGGACUUCUAAUUGCAAUGAUUUAGUUAAAGCAUUUACUUGGAUAGGCCUCAAAUGAUGAUUGCAGAGCUAACAAAAGUGUUCUUUAAGUAAGGGUUAGUUAAAAGCAGUUAGGACGUUAGAUAUUUAAAGUGAACAUACUAUUAAGGCAAGGAAACACAACUUUUUGAGACUACAAACGCAACAUUAACAGGAACAGCAUUUAAAAAAUGUUUAUUUUGUAAUUUUAAAAGUAAUCACUAUGUAUUUUUGUUGGUUUUGCUUGGAACGCGACGCGAACCCCGCCCCCUUGACCCCAUUGACACGCCCACACGUAAGCAGGUAUUAGAUUUCUUGAAUAUAAUUUAACAAUAUUGUAUUAAACACGUAGUAUUUAACUAAUAUAGUUUCCCCCCUUCCUCAUCCUCUUUAUAUUCCCUUGUUUGUUUUGAAAAAACGCCUUGCUCUGUGUAAUUUCUGAUUUGCUUGACCUAUUAUUUUAAUUAUUUGAUAAUUACCUAUGUUUUGUGUGUAUCUACUUAAGUGAGAUUAUUAAAUAUACGAAAAUAUAUUUUUUAGUUCUUUCUUGUUGUAAUCUUAAUUGACUUUAAUCGACCUAUUGUAUUGAAGAUUAAUGUAUCGAUGUAAUGGUAGCUGUAAUAACGACAAAGGGUUUAAACAAAGUAUUGUACGUUUUCUGUGUGAGAAACACUUUUUACUUGACAGCCAAAAAAAAAAAAAGCAAACUAAAAAGUACACAAAAACUGUUGAAAUUUUUUUUAUAUAAAAAUUGUUGAAAAUAAAACUAAAAGAAAAACUAAAACACAUAAGAUACUGCAAAUUGAUGGUAUUUAUUACGGCAUAAUGCGUACUAUUUAAUUGUAUUUAUUAUUAGCAUUUUAGUGUGCACAAUCAGUUUUUGCAAAAAGCAGUUUUAUUUGUAUUUUGUGCUUGCAUAACUUUGUUUUUAUGUUUAUCAACUAUUAUUAUUAUUACAUUUUUAAAUGUUAUACAAACAAAACGAACUACGAACACACAACAUGGGACACAACACACACGAUAACGACUAUUUUAUAACAAACUAUAAACAAUAGACAGCAAAUGUACAUCUGUGCUCUGUGCAAAAAUGUUGUAAAAGCCCACACAAAACACAACCCAACAACAAAUGCCACAAAAACCAACUGAAAAACCAUUAAAGAUUUUAUACUUAUUCUGAUAAAAAGAACCAACCAAUUGUUUGCUUUAUUUCGUUUUACUUUUGAUUUUGAUUUGAAGCUGUAUCCUUAUUUUCUUAGCAUUUCUAGCAUAGUAUUGGUUAUACUUUGAUCUGAACAGAUGCGAUGUUGUUAACCCACUAAGGCCGAAUUUCCUUUCCUGUCCUUUCGUUCCCCCCGAUCCCCCUGAGAUCUAUCUGUAGUAGUGGUAAACUAUUUAAUCUUUAUAUGAAUAUAUAUGUGAAUGUAUGUUGAUAAACAAAUUGAUGAAUUGAGAAUCUAAUAGACUGUGCAACCACAAAAAUGGAAAACCGAUAAAAGUUUUUUAAAUAUAUAUUUCUAUAUAUUUAAAUCUCGGGUAAGGGGCAGCAAAACACAAAAUUAUUUAUACAUGCAUAUACAUACCUAUAAGAUACAGUGUGUAACCAUAGCACAGUGAGCUAUCAAAACUAACUAUACUAGCGUCUUAUUUCCGAUACUCCAGAUCGAUUGAUAUGAUAUGUAAACCAUUAAUACCGCCAAUUAACUGUGCUCUAACCCAAACUUAUAUAACCAAACUGGGCGUUAAGUGCCCCGUGACACUUGCUUUGGUAUCUCGCUCUAUACAUAUAUAUAUAUAUAUAUAUAUAUAUAUAAAUUUAUAAAUUUAUGUAUGUUAACAUUGCCGAUAUAUAGUAUAUGUAGUUGGGCAUUUUGCGUGUGUCGCCAUUUGUGAUUAGUUUUUGGGCCAAAGUCUCGUGUCACCAAAGAAAAAAAAAUGAAGAAAAAACCCGAAAAAGAAAAGAAAGUAUGAAGGAAACAGGACGCCAAAAAUGUAAGGAAAAUUCUGAGAUGGAAAUUCAAAAGUAAAGUAACUCCACCAUUUGAGUAGUGCUAAGCGUAAGUGUUGUUUAAUAAAUGGCAAUGACAUGCAUACACGUAUUAUAAUCGUAUUAUGGCUACUAUUAUUUUGUGAUUGUUAGGAGCUCUCUAUGAAUGUUGAACGGAAUCGAAUCGAAUCGAAUCGAAGCGAAAUCGAAUCGGGAUCGCGAUCCAUCUACGGAUCGGUCCCACUCUCUCUUUUUGGGAUUGGUUGAGGAAGAGACUGUCAGGCACAAGUUACGCAGAACAGAACUAGAUACUAGAUGUUAGUACUAGAUGUAUAGAUAGGUACGAGCGCUACGAGCAUAUUGGUGUUUGUAUGUCAUAUCUGAGGAAUCAUUUUAAUUGUAGUUUAUAUUUUUGAUAAAUGUUAUUAAGGAACGGAACAAAAAUGUAAAUCAAAGUCAUUUGUCUGCAUUGUUGAGCAUGUUUGUAUGGAAUUUAAAUUUUGUACGAAUUCUAGUAGAUGGAAGGCAGUUCGGGGAUUCGAAACGAGGAAUGGCAAAACAGCAGCAAACUACAUACAUAUAUGAAUGGAACGCAAAUCCAAAAGUAAAUUAAAAUUCAAAUGGCUUCGUAGAAGUGUUUUUAAGUAUUAUUAGUAUAUGCAUUAGGCUACGAAAGCUCUGAACGAAAAAUGCUUAAACCACUAAAUUAUUAACAACAUACCAUAUAGAUAUAUGUAUGCAGCUAAUUGAAUAACCAUUGAGUGUGUGUGUGUAUACUUUUUGUCAUCCAGCACCCAACUUAAAAAAGAAAACAAUCUCAGAUCGGAGUUAUCCUUUCGAACAGAUCGGCAAUCGUUUUUCGCUGGUGCCAGGACCUUUUCAUUAAGUAGAACUUCAAUUCUGAUAUUCCGUCAAAUGUUUUAAGUGAAUUAUAGGCAAAAGAUACGAGAAACAAUAUAUAUAUAUAUAUAUAUAUUUAAUAUGCAUGCUUGAGUAGUGUCUGUUUGAAUGUCUGUAAUUUGUACGUAACUCAACAACAUAGCAUUAAUGACAAAUGAUCGGUUCAUUCCCGCAUUAGUUUAGUUUCCCUUUUUUGUCGCAUUAGAUAUAGGCUAUAUCUCUACGAUUAAGUAGACUAGAAAUUGAGGAACAAGAUACUUUAUUUCGACCUUUUAGCGCUUGGUCACGAACUUCACCGAACAUUCAAGUAGCAAUCCAAACCAACAUAACAACUAACAUAAAUGAUAAAUACCAAACAAAAUAAUUAACUAUGACUGAUUUUAUACACGAAUUGAAGGAUUUACACAACAAAUUAUACACAUAUACAUACAUAUAUAUGAAUAUUUAUAUUUAUAAUGUUGCUACUAUAUAAAACAAAACCAAAACAAAACAAAACAAAACAAGUUGAAGUUGAAGCCCCGGAUUAAGUCCUGGACUUCUCCAUCUGUAAUACAUUUUACACUUUAGGCUACUUAACGCUACAUUCUUGUAUAUCUACGAGUAUAAAAACUAUAUUUAUGUGUGUGUUUAACGGCGAAGAAACCAAGCCACUUAGUAGUGAACUCAACAGUUUUUUAACACUCGAAAACAACAAAAUCUUAGACUGCUUCAAAAACGUAAACGUGAAAAAAAUAUAUGUAUAUGUAUAUGUAUGAAAAACUCUUGUGAAAUAAAAUGAACAUAAGACUCGUUUAGGGAAUUUUUCUGAACAGAUUUUCCGUUUCCUUUCGCUUGUUUUCUCCCUAUGCACUUGUUUAAACUGAGAAACUAUAACUAUAACUAUAACUAAAUUGACUUUAAGCCGAAUGCGGACUUUCACUCUCGAUGAACUAAAAAACUAAAAACCAAAACCAAAUUUCGAAACGCGCAAGACAAACAAGAACAAGGAAAAUGAAUAUUUUCGCUAAUUUUUCUAGCUGCAAAUAAAAUAUUUAUAUACAUACAUCCGUGAAUAUAAUCUAUAAUAAUAAUGCAUAUACGCAAAGUAAGGCAUAUUAACUGUUUGUUGUUAGCUGCUUAUUCUUCCUAUUGAAGAUUAUGAAAAAUAAAAACUAAAAACAAAAACAAAUUCAUAUCCCAAGCAUUUUUGUAAUUUUUAACGAAAAACGACAUAUUAAAAACUCUAAAAAUACGCAAAGAAAACAUGAGAAUAAUUUGUAAGCCGAUCAUUUUAAGAACAAGUUUAUCUAACUUUAAAUCAGAACCAAAUGGGCAAUGUUUAAUGCAAUAACUAAAUAGGAAGCUUAAAAAAACCAUUUUUUUAUCACACUUUUUUUUUGUAGAAGUACUUAUUGUUUUAAUAUGGUACUGCGUUUGGUAACCUUUUAUCUUUAAAAAAUAUUAUUUUUUUGCACUUAUCCCUCCAUCCAAUGUAAGAUUCAUAUUUUUCACAUGAAAACAUUUGAUUUAUUUAAUUUUUAAUUUCAUUUCUUGCAGUAUUGCACAAAUUGCACAGCAACAUCAAUGAAACCAGCAAGAGCUUCUUGGCAGACAGAAUACAGCAACAUUUCAUUUGAAAUAGAAAAGCGAAAGAAACGAAAUAUUAUUAAUCAAUCACCAAACAUUCCCCAUACAAUUGUGUUAUGUUAAUGAAUUUGUUGUUGAAGAAGAGGAUGUAAGAAGGAAUGUAAUGUAAUGGCGAUGCAUGGACAAGUUUACGUUACGCAAUUAUUUUAAAUCAAUUUCGGGACUCAAAAAUUAUAUAAAUAUUAAUGUAUUUGCAAUUAGUGUAAAUGAGUCUCUACGGUCGAACCGCACACAAAGAAUUCACACAGACAAGAAUCAACGUUGCUAAAUCAUUGAAAUAUGCAUAAAUGUUAGCUCAUCUUAAUCAUAAUCGAUCAUUCAGCAUAGAUUUUAAUAUUUAUAACGCUAUAUAGUGCAACUAAGCCGAUCAUGGUAUCAUCAUCUAGUCAUCAUGCAUACAUAUAUGUAUUUUUAUAAUUAAUUAUUAUUAAUAUUAAAUAAAAAAAAAAACAAAAACAAAAACCAAAACCAAAAUGAAACAGAAAAUGAAAAGGAACACCAAUCUAAUGUUAAAUGUCGUUAUAAUUAAGUUUUCUUUGUAUACAUACAUAUAUAUUAUGUUUAGCUAACGAUUUACCAAUUACCAAUUUUCCGUGUAAGGAUUGAUUUUUAUGUCUCCCCGCAAUUUGAAUUUCUCGCUAAAGCCAAGUUGAAUUUUAACGUACACAAAAAAAGGAAAAAAACGAGUGAAUACUGUAUACAGGGUGUUGCUUAAAUGGCUUUCAUAUACUACGUUGUCAUAUGAAACUAAGACAUUUUAUCAGCUAAAGUAAUAAAAGUAAUAUGUUUUCUUUAUGGUUAAUUGUUUACACUGUACGUUCAGUUACAAAUCGUAUAUUUCGCUCAAAUUUUGUUUUACACUUAAGAUAAAUACAAAUAAAAAAAAAAAAGAAAAUCAAAGACAAAAAAAAAAUGUUAAAGCAAAUGACAAGAAAAUGUGGAAAAUAUGGACUGACAAGCAAAUAAUGUAUAUCAUUGAGAGGGUUGGCAUUUUUAUUCAAUACUUAUAUAAAUAUAAAGAAAAUCUAUAUUACACGUAGACUUUGUCAGGCAGGCCAUUCUCAGCUGUUUCGAACGGGGAAAUUGUUAACUUUUUGCGUUGAAAUGAAAAAAAGGAAAAUAAAAUAAAAGGAAAGGAAAAGGAAAUAUAUACACGCCCACCAAAUGCAUACUAUAUGCCAUAUACUGUUUCUAACAUGCAUACAAAGAUUUAACCACAGUACAGAGCAAUUACCAUUCGGUUUAAGUUUGUAACUGACUUAACUUACUGCCAGGAUCAGCUCAGCUCGGCUCCUCAGAUACCCUGCAUGAUACUCACUCGAUCAGUCAGUCACUCAAUCAGUCAGUCACUCAAUCACUCACUCACUCACUCACUCAAUCAUCCAGUCAUUCACUAAUCCAUCUUUCCCACAAAUCCAGCACAAUUAAAUGUAAUCUAAACCAGUAAACCAAGCCACUUUUUUGACAAAACGAAACCGGAAAGGCAUUUAACUUGAAUCUUCAACAUUUUUGAGCACAACCAACUGUUUUUUUUUUCUUUGAAUUACAUUUAAACUCGUCAAGAAGAAAAUUAAAAUGUAAUCAUAAUCGUACUUAAUUGAAUACGAUGUAAUUGAAUGUGAACGUUAUUAACUCAUUAACUAUUAUUACUAACUAAGAUUCCAACUGUAUGCGCAUUUUAUAUAUAAACCUAUAUAUAUAAAACAUUAAGGCAAACCCAAGAUAAAAACUCAUUAAUGUAAUGUGUAAGAGAAACAAAAGGUACUUACGGUAAAUUAUAUAUGAAUAUUUUUAUACAUGUGGAAAACGUAAAAACAGAGAAGAAAUCAUAAUAAUUUAUUAAAAGCUGAAAUUUGCUAGCUAGAGUGGCGAGUUCGGGAAUACCUAUUUGAAUUUGAUAUGACAACAGAUUUUAAACUGUGCUCAAAAUGGCAAAUCCAAUCCAAUGGCAAAGUCGACAGCGUCAGCGAGAAUUUUUGAAAUAUAAUAUGAGAAGGAAAUAAAAGUCUUUUUAAUGCUUAGGGGCCACAAUUUUCGAAGUAAUUAAAAAAUGAAAAAAAAAAAAUGAAAUUAUUAUUAUAUUAAAAUACGGUAUUAAUUAACAUUUAAAAAAUGUUGUGUAACAUUAAUAUUAAACCAACCAACAAGAACAACCAGCAACAACAAUUGUAUUGUAAGAAUUUCUAUUUCCAUUAAACAACAAUAAAAUUAUUUUGUUUUUAAAU
Drosophila melanogaster (fruit fly) is the source of this 12088-nucleotide messenger RNA. It is a transcript of the gene brat, whose product is annotated as brain tumor. NCBI's taxonomy places the organism in Eukaryota, Metazoa, Arthropoda, Insecta, Diptera, Drosophilidae. Gene Ontology annotation, molecular function: zinc ion binding. Gene Ontology annotation, cellular component: cytoplasm; cell cortex. Bases 476 to 3589 code for a protein of 1037 amino acids. The transcript has 3 exons. The record is from RefSeq and is marked reviewed.